This is a messenger RNA of Fusarium graminearum PH-1, 2772 nucleotides long. RefSeq lists its product as uncharacterized. The transcript has 4 exons. NCBI's taxonomy places the organism in Eukaryota, Fungi, Ascomycota, Sordariomycetes, Hypocreales, Nectriaceae. The record is from RefSeq and is a predicted model, not a curated record. Gene Ontology annotation, molecular function: ATP binding; ATP hydrolysis activity. Bases 1 to 2772 code for a protein of 923 amino acids.
AUGGAGUUUGAAUCAACAGAUAUCAACUUUUCCGUCUCUUGGCUCCUGGGUCUCAAGCCCAAAUCCACGUAUCCUCCAUGGGCACGAGGCUUUAUGACAGAUGAACCCCGUUUCCUUGUGAGCCGCCUUCUCGGCCUGCUUCCCAGUCGCAAGCCCCGCCGCCGGCUGAGAAGGAGGCGUUGUCGUUCCAAGCUUGUAAUCCCUUCGACAGAGCCCAUCGUGGAGGAUGACCAAGAUGCUGUUGAUGAGGACAUGGAUGUCUUUGGCCUUGGGAAGUUGUAUGGCGAUAUUCCUUACGAAACCGAAGAUGAUUCUGAUUCGGAAUCUGAGGAUGCACCUGCGGUCGAAGAGGAGCCUCCCGUGUUAGCAGAGCCAGAAUUCCUCAGGCUUUGCAACAACAUGGAAGAGCUUCUCGAUGAAAUUGAAAGGUCUCAUCUUGAAGAGAACGACGACUCUGACAACGAAUCGAUUGACGGCCUAGAACCCGAAGACUGCCAAGACGAAUCCCCGUCGAGAAUUGAAUGGCUGCGACAGAAAACGGUAGAAAAAGUAGAAAACAAAUACCUGGACCGAAUCAUGUCUCUACCGGGUUUGGAGGAAGCCAAGGCUUUCUUCCUACAGACAAGAGCCAAAGUAAAGGCCGCCCAAAGACGUGAAACCGAUUUGAGCAAGGAAAACUUCGAUGUGGUUUUCAUGGGCAACGAGGGUACUGGCAAGACGAUGCUGUCCCGACUCUAUGCUAAAUACCUUAUAUCUCUCGGGGUUGUCAAGAAGUCUGGCGUCUUCGCAGGUAUCAACCGAUUCUCGGCAUACAACUUGUCUAAAACAUCAACGUUGGCCACGAUCCACAACACCUGCAAUGCGUGUGGCGGCUGUCUGCGAAUGGUUUUCCAUGGCAUGAUGCGGAAAUGGUUCAAAAAUAGGAUGGAAGUCGAGGGUGGCUAUGACGGCCUCUAUGUCAAGAUUCUGAUCCGAAGAAUCACGUCGGACGCUAAUGACAAGACCUUUGGCAACAUUUGGCCUGUCAAAAAGGCAUUCCUCGAAGCCUGCAGACGACAACUUGAACGUUUCAUACAAGCCAGAAAGACCGGUAAUUAUUUGGAGGAUUACCUGAUCACAAAGGAUGACCUCUUGGGCAACAGACCCUCGCUUGGUCCUGACAAGAGCCCUGCCUGGAAGGAGCUCCAAGAACUCGUCGGUCUGGACGAUGUGAAGGAAUCUAUUCUCUCUGUGGGCGAUGUCAUUAUCAAGACCCCAGCAGAUCUCCUGGACCGCUAUAUCGGAGGUUCUGAGAACAACACUAAAGAGGCGUUGCGAGAAGCCAAGGGAAAUGUCUUGAUCAUUGACGAUGCACAUAUGCUUGACCCUGGUACGAAUGGUAGCAGCGGUAGCUCUAAGAACGGCGACUUCAGAGGCGCUAUCAUCGAUACCAUUGUGGCAGAGGUUACUGGUGCCGCUGGAGAGGACCGAUGCGUCAUCCUCUGCGGGUACCCAGAGCAGAUGAAGGAGAUGUACGCAAACACAAAUCCUGGUCUGGCACGAAGGUUUCCCCUGGACGCAGCAUUUGUUUUCGAAAACUUCAGCGAGGAGACACUGGGCAAAGUAUUGGACCUCAAGUUAGCAAAGGAGAAGCUGAUCACCACCGAAAAGGCGCGAGAAGUUGCCAUGGAGGUCUUGAAGCGAGCUUCCGUUCGACCAAACUUUGGCAAUGGAGGCGAGGUGGACAACCUGCUGUCAAAGGCCAUUCUGGCCCGGUCCCGUCGCAUUGCUAAAGAGAAAAAGUCUGAUGACGAAGAUCUUGACGCUGUUCCUCUGGAACCUCAGGACUUUGAUGCCGACUAUGACCGCUUAUCACAUGCUGUGGAAAACACCCGGGCACUGUUUGAUGAGUUUGUUGGGUUCGAAGAGAUCAUUUCCAAGUUCGAAUCAUACCAGUACAUGGUACAAGGUAUGCGGAUGCGCAAUGUUGACCCACGGCCGUACGUGCCAUUCACCUAUGUCUUCAAGGGACCUCCUGGAACUGGAAAGACGUCGACCGCACGGAAACUCGGCGAAAUCUUUUACAACAUGGGCUUGCUUGCCGCACCUGAUGUUAUAGAUGCCUCAGCGUCGCAGCUUGUUGGCGAGUAUUGUGGCCAAACUGGUCCCAAGACUCGUCGUCUACUUGAAUCGGCUCUCGGUAAAGUCCUUUUUAUCGACGAGGCCUACAGACUCAACGGUAGUCGCGGAUCAUUCGCUGAAGAGGCAGUGAGCGAGCUAGUGGAUGCAGUGACGAAGCCACAGUUUGCGCGCAAGCUUAUCAUCGUUUUGGCAGGCUAUGAAGAGGACAUGGACCGACUUCUGCGCAGUAACCAAGGAAUCAAGAGUCGAUUUGCUACCGAAUUCACUUUCCGUCCUAUGCGAACCGAACAGUGUAUCGAGCAGCUCAGACAGGUUGUUGGAAAAGUCGGCAUUACUAUCCAGUCAACGCCCGAGAUGGAGACUAGUAUCCGCACGUCUCUGUUCUCCCUUCUGCAACGUCUGAGUAAUGAUAAGGGAUGGGCGAGUGGCCGCAGUAUUGAAACUCUCGGCGAACAACUGAUUGCCCAGAUCUUCAAAGAAUGUGCGAUCAAUAACUUCACCGGCAAAGACUUGUUUGUCACAGGCCGCCAAUUGGUGACUAUACUUGGAAAAGCAUCUGGCGUCCCUUAUGCCAGCAUUAGGAUGCCUGGAGUCCAGGCUCCCAUGGGUGCUAAGGUGAUGACGCUUAAGGACCUUGAGACCUCGGAGUAA